AUGGAGGAAGGGCCUUCCGUGGACUUUUGCGGCCCCGGGGUAUUACCGUGGAAGGCUUGCAAGGCCUGCAAGGGAAUGGUCGGACGGGUAUACAAGGAAGCACUCGGCUCGUCGAACAAGGAUCCUCCAUCGUAUUUCAGUACGGCUGAACUAGGAACCUCCGAGAUCUGGCAUCCCGCCCGCCCGGAGCACAAGCUGAAGCUGAUGACAGACGCCGGCGCGCCGUUCUUGUGCGACGGCUGCAAGGAGCCCGGUUACGGGCCCAGGUACAGGUGCGACUACGGCGGGGGCCAAUCCUUGGACGACCUCCACACGCGUUGCGCACUCGCAGGGGAUCCUCUGGUGCAUCCUCUGUUCGGCUACGGCAAGCAGUUCGAGUUCCGGUUCCUCCAUGAGGCCCCGUCGUCCCCGGUCCACGAGGGCAGGAGGAACGAGGGCCAACGCCGUUGGUUCUGGGCGUACCGCUGCGACGUGGACGGCGAGGCUGUAGACCUGCACGUGGCGUGCCUCAAGGAAACGGCUCGCCGCAGCUGGGAGGCCAGCAACCGAAACCAGGACGACGUGGGUGGUGGCGCCCUGAAUGUCGACCACAUGCUUGAGAACAUGCUUGGCGAGAUUGCAGGGACCGUUGCUAGCUUCAUCACGGCGCUGGUUUUUGGGAACCUCAGUGCCAAGAUGUAG
This is a messenger RNA of Miscanthus lutarioriparius, 681 nucleotides long. The record is from the annotation of a GenBank genome assembly. Lineage: Eukaryota; Viridiplantae; Streptophyta; Magnoliopsida; Poales; Poaceae.